Messenger RNA from Adineta ricciae, 1812 nucleotides. Lineage: Eukaryota; Metazoa; Rotifera; Eurotatoria; Adinetida; Adinetidae. The record is from the annotation of a GenBank genome assembly.
AUGGAAACGGCGACUAGAGAAGAUCCAUUUCUGUCACAUUUCGAAACAUUGAUUGAUGAAGCACAAAUCAAUAAGAAAUCAUCGAAAACGACGAGUGAACUCUCAUCGUUGUCACUUGGUUCUUGUCAGUUUGCAUCGACAUUUACGGACAAAUCGCCGAUUCUGCCAUGUCCAGUCACUAAUCUUGAUUCAUUCGCAAUCAAAAAAUCUCUUUUGUCAAAUAUCGAAAACUCAGGUAGUCAAUUAACACCCUUACAGCUAGAUUUCUUCUCGCUAAUUCAUAAAUAUUACGAUGUUUACUACCCAAACCGAACGAAUUCGAACGAUGUCGGCGAACAACUACGAUUUGUUAUCUGUUUACAUCUGAUAAAUCAUGUUUUGAAAACCCGUUCCCGUGUAUUAUCUCACAAUGCGAAAUUAAAGGAGAAUCCCGAUCUGGAUUAUCGUGAUCAAGGUUUCUCCCGACCGAAAGUACUUAUCAUCGUUCCAUUUCGUGAAAGUGUUCGACGAAUAGUAAACUGUUUUGAAAAUCUCCUUCUCACCAAUGAUGACAGCGAAAAGGAUGAUCAAUUACAAAUGAGUCACCGAAAACGAUUCAAAGAAGAAUAUGGUGGGAGUGAAAUCGAUACCCCAGCGAACGAUGGAAAAUUCCAACGAACUUCCGAUGAAUACAAUGAAAUAUUCAGUGGCAAUAUCGAUGAUCAUUUUCGAUUAGGCAUAUCUGUAACACGUAAAUCAUUGAAAUUCUUUCAAUCGGUUUACAAAUCCGAUUUUCUCAUUGUUUCACCGGUCGGUCUUCGAACAUUACUUGAAAAGCGUCGUCAAAAACGUAAACGUGCGGAAGCAUCUGAUAAUUCCGAUUCCGAUGAUGACGACAAAGAUCAAGAUUCGUCAGCGAACAAUGCUUCAACAAUCGCUGACUUUCUCUCUUCAAUCGAAUGCGUUUACAUCGAUCAACUGGAUAUCUUAUCCAUGCAAAAUCUCGAUCAUCUAUUCUUUAUCUUAGAGAAUCUGAAUGUCAUCCCACAGCAAGCUACAGCAACAACAGACUUUUCUCGCAUACGCUAUUGGUCAUUGAAUGGUUGGGCACGUUUCUAUCGUCAACUAAUCGUUCUCUCGUCAUUCACAAGUCCACUAUUUCUUAGUUUGUUUCAUCGUUUUGCAAUGAACUAUGCUGGACAAUGCUUGAUACAACCGCAUUUUCCGCUGAAUGGGUAUAUACGUCCAUUAUCAGCAUUUCCUCAACUAUUUCAACGUAUACCCGUGUGUGAUCCAACGUUACGAUUUAAUUACUUCGUUGAACAUAUUCUUCCUCGUUUCGACACAUCGACUUAUGAUCACACAUUGAUUUAUCUCUCGUCGUAUUUCGAUUUUGUUCGUUUGAGAAACUAUAUGCGUACGGAGAAACACAAACAGUUCAAUUAUUUAACACUGAGCGAAUAUUCAACGAAAAAGCAAGUUCUUCUAGCGAGAAACAUCUUCUAUCAUCGAGAAGUUCGUUUUCUGUUAAUGACCGAACGAUUUCACUUCUAUCAUCGAUAUCGUAUCAAAGGCAUUCGACAUAUUCUAUUCUAUGAUCUACCAUCUUACGGACAUUUCUAUCCUGAAAUAGUACAUUUCCUAACACUACCACAUGUCGAAGAAAAGAAGAAAACAACCUUGACAAGAGCUCAACAUUCGGAUGAACCAAGUACAUGUACGGCGUUAUAUGCCAAGGAAGAUGCAUUGAAACUAGCUUACAUAUUAGGACAACAGGCUGUAACUGAUUUGUUAAAUUCAGAAAAGAAUACACAUAUGUUUACGAAUAAAUGA